AAGAACAAACAAGUAACGAUUUCGAAGAAAACAGUUUGCUUCCUGGUCGCUAUUUAGAAAGUGCAGGUCUACACCAAUACCAAAGCAAGGUGUAAAGAUUGCUGGAGAGUGUAGAAUUGGCCAACGUACAAAAAUCGUGGAGAAUUGUUUGACUUUACAACACGCACUCAAUUUAAAAGCGAAACUUGGAAAUAAUUAGCGUUUGAAUUGGUUGUGGAGUUUUAAUUUAGGUCAUAUUUGUGUCUAUGGUUAUAAAAAAAAAAUUAUAGAUGUUACCAAAAGCAUCUACACAGUGCGUGUAAAUACAAUCGUUGACAAAGGAAAAAAUUUCCACAGGCUUCUCUCAACUCAAUACUCGCUGAAUUUGUAUUCGUCGGAAUAAAUUUUCUCGUUAAUCGCAAAGCACAUCUGAAAACUGCGUUCUUUUUCCUUCGAAGAUUUAUUUGCAACGUUUUUGUGUAAAAUUAGUAAUCGGGUUUGGUAUAAGAGUUGACUGAUAAUAAAAAACUUUAAGAUUAAAAGUAAGAAAGCAUUUUAAAAGAUCUAAGAAAAGUAAUGGAAAUUGCUUUGAAUCCGGUCGUUGCGUCGUCGACGCAUAUCAUAACAUUAGUUGGAGCGGAAGGACAACCAGCAUUGUUGGAAAAGCAAAUCGACAAUUCUGCCUGCAAUAAAACCUUUCAUAUCGCUGAUAACGGAGUCGUAGGCAUCGGCCACAGUAUUUUAAAUUUGUUUGGUUCACCGACGGAGAGCUGUAGAAAGGAAGAAGCGUCGCUAUCCCUUAAGAACGCACUAAAUGUAAAUAAUGACAAUGCUAAUGGAAGUGGCUUUCAGAAGUUAAUUGAGCAGCAGACUAACAAAACGAAAAUACUCCAGUGCAAUAGCAGUGAUUUAGCGCUGCAACAAAAGAAAAAGAAAGAUGCAGCAAAAACUUCAGAUGACUUGUUGGCUGCUUUAAACGGAACAAAAAAUACUUCAACAAAUAAAUUAAAUAAAAUCAAACGGACCACCAGUUCAAAUGCAUCAACAUCAUUAUCUUCAUCUUCAUCACCACCUUCAAUGUCAGCACCUAUAGUAGCAAUAGCUACACUAACUACAACGAACUGUUCAAGCGCGUCAUUGACAACAGGAGCAUUAGUUAUGAGCACAAACACCGUGACUAGUACAGUAAAUGGGAUCAAAAAUGGUUUACAAAUUCCGUCCGACAUACUUGAUGACUUGGCAAGCCGUUUUAUUAUUAAUGUUCCUGAUAUGGAAUUGAGUAAUUUGAUAAGGAUUUGCUUUCAAAUUGAGUUAGCACAUUGGUUUUACUUGGAUUUCUUCUGUGCCUCAGCAUCAGAACAGCAACAUGUCGACGAUUCGGGCAAGAAAAAGAAACUGCCAUCUUGCGGUAUAAAACAAUUUGCGAUACAGUUGUUUCAGCAUAUUCCAUUUUUACGCGAGCACUUAUCAUCAAUCGAUAAAAUUUUAGACGAUUGGAAGAAUUACAAGCUAUCAGUUCCCACAUUCGGGGCAAUUUUAAUAUCUGAGGAUCUCAAUUUUUGCCUACUAGUGCAAUCGUAUUUCGCUAAAAGUUCAUGGGGCUUUCCGAAGGGUAAAGUCAAUGAGAAUGAAGAUCCAGUGCACUGCGCCACAAGAGAGGUUUUUGAGGAGACUGGUUACGAUAUAACUAAAUUAAUAGUACCAAAUGACUACAUUGAGGCUGUUAUUAAUUAUCAAUAUACACGUUUGUACAUAGUGCGCGACGUAUCAUUAAAUACACAAUUCUCUCCGCGGACUCGCAAUGAGAUUAAGUGCUGUGAUUGGUUUCCGAUCGACUCGUUGCCAGUCAAUAAAAACGAUGCCAUAUCAAAAGCCAAAUUAGGCAUAAACGCCAAUUCAUUUUUUAUGAUAAUGCCAUUUGUUAAACGGCUUAAAAAGUGGGUACAUGAUAAACGUUCUGGAGUAGAGACACGACGUAAAUAUUCUGGUGAAGGCGGAGGCAACUCGUCUGAUUCGACGAAUUCCCCAACGACGCUGAUGACAACAGCAGCUUUGGCCACUGCAGUUGCUGCAGCUGGUGGUAAUAAUAACUGCAUUAAUCAAAAUCACACAAUAACUAAUAGUUGUAGCAAGAAGAAUAAACACCAAUCAAACAAUAGUAAUGAUGAUAAGCAUAACGCCUUAAAAAGUAGUGGUGGAAAUACUACUAAUACUGGCAAUAGCAAUGGUGUAUCUACGGCGGCAUCAAGCAACAACAGUAAUCGUUCGAAGAGACAACGCCAUAAAUCGAUGGGGGAUUUGGACGGUAUUAAACUAAAUAAUUUAAGUUCAAAUAAUUGUAAUUCAAAUAAUAUUUGUAAAAACUCGGCUAACAUAAUGACACCUGCUGCAGACAGUGGUGAGACAACAAAGGAAUCAAAUGUAAAUUAUGGUGGAGAAUCUGGUAAUUGUAAAACAGUAUCCAGUCAUAAACGCAAUGGAAGUUCCGUAAAACUUGUUGCUGCCGGCAGUAGCAAUAAUGUACAAAAUAGCAACCACAAUAGCAUUGUUGGCUGCACGACAUCCAAACGACAGUUGUUUCACAGUCAAAGUCAAAAUGGCAGUAACCAAAAUGGAGAAAAGAUUGUUAGCUCCUUCGAUUUGAUUCGUAAAGAGAAACAACAGCAAUUGAAAGCAGCAGCUCAAGCUGAAAAAGUGGCAAAGGCACAAAGGCAACAGCAACAAGUGCAAUCGAAUGCCGGCAAUUAUAACGGACGGGUACGCGCCAAAUCGCAGGGAGAUAAAAUGUGCGUACAACAAAAUAUCAAUAGAAACCACAACACCAAUACCAAUAAUAAUGGUGGCAACAACAAACAUCGUGUACAAAAACAAAUAUCAAUGAUUAUUAUAAACUCAAAUGCUACAACCAAUAGCAGUAUUCAUAACAAUAAUACGAUCAACAACAACAAUAACACUGCCGUCUUUAGUGCUAGAGCUGCAUCGAAUCCUUCACCAUCGUCAUGCUCAGGCGCCGAAUUACUCGCAUUUGCCGCCGAAGCCGCAGCAGCCUCAAACUUGUCAUCAGCAACGAAUUCGGCUCAGAAGCAACGUCCAGCUUCGGUAUCUUUGCAUUUGGCCACGCCACCUACACCAGCAACUGGUCAGGCCAUCCAGCAGUUGCAGCGCAUGGCUUCUGGCACGAACCUACGAAUUCUGAAACGUAGUACUUCGUACCAGCAACAGUCGCAGCAACUCCAGUCAAAAUCCAACUCAAUGCAACGAUUGCAACAACAGGCAUUAUUCGAGCAGUCACAGCGACUUGAAAAUGAUCUACAACUACGUCAAGCACCACAAAAAUUCACACCCAGUUUCAAUUCGUGGACGAAUUUCUCAUUUACAAAAAAUUUUAUUGCAAAUGUUUUUUGUUAGAAGAAGAAUGUCAAUCAAUGAAGAAGUGCCAGAUUGGUUGAGAUAUAGGAGAUAGUGGAGUGAGCGCAUAAUUAUUGUAUGCGUGAUUUAACAGUUCAAAGCUCGAAGGAAGUACGGGAUUAAGAAAAAGCAUAACAAGAUAUAAUACAAUUGAGAUACAAAAAAUUUAAGUUUUACGUCAAAUAAAUACAUAACGUUUUGAAAUAUUGAAACGCAAGUUUAGUAAAUUUUAGAAAUAUGCGAAACGGGAGACGGUAACAUGUACAUGUGGGUUAUUUGGGGAAUUCCAAAUUUGAACUGAAAUAAAUAGUAUUCAGUGUUGGUAUAUUUGUAACGCAAUAGAGGAAUUUAAUAUGUCAAAGGAGAACUUUAUGUGCAACUUUUUAUGUGUUUUUCUCCAAUACUUCCUUCGUCGCUUUCACUGAUUCUUUCUAAGUGUACCUACUACAAAAACUAAACUACUUUAUUUAUUUCUAUUGAUUUUAUCUUCUCAUUUGAAUAAUUUUUUUCUUUACUUUUGUAAAAUGAAAGCAUAUCGACGAAAUUCAUUUUUGAUUUCUAAUUUUAGUUUUAUCUAAUAAAUAAAAAUAUUAUCAGCUUUUGUUGGAAACCUGCAAUUUUUCCUAUACUUAAUUAAACUUUGAAAAGUAUAUUAUGGUCAAAUUAGUUUCUAAAAAAUAAAAUUUUAGAAUAAUUAUAAACCAUUUAACAAAAAUGCCACCUACAAAUAGUGAGAAACCACUAGACGAAAAUAUAGGUAGGCUAAAGCGUAAAAGUAGCCAUAAACUGAUGGUCAAAAUAAACAACCUAACCAUCAUUUCAUUCCAUCAUCACGCUCUACCAACGCCUUGUGAUAGUACAAUAAAUCUUACUUUUAAGUUUAAUUGAUAAAUCAUGUAAUGUACUGAAAUGUAAAAAAGUGCAAACAAACUUGUGUGCAGAAAUGUAAUGCCUAUUUUUUGUCGCUCGUUAAAAUGCUACUAUAAGUUUCAUUCAUAUGAUAUGAUAAUUACGAUUGACUUCAGUACAAAUUUUCUUGCUAUUUUCAUGUGGCAUUUGAGCGCAAAAAAUGUACAAUGUACCUCGAGUUAUUGCAUUUUUACUAUUACUCAGAAUAAUGUUCAAAUUUCUAUGCAAGUGAAAAUUUACUAUUGCAAAAUAUUUUUGUUUAAUUGUAAUAAUUCAACUUAUCCAGUUAUGAGUUCCUUCUUAGGUAUUUUUUUCGGCUGAGUUUGAAGUGCAAAAUUAACUACUAUAUACCAUAUAAAGUCAUAUACAUAAAGGCAAAGUUAAAGCGCCUUAGCAUGAUCAUAAUUCGAAGACUUAUAAGUUAUAAUAUCUUUACCAGAAGGUCCAUUGGCUUUAAGAAGAAUAAAAUCUUUUCACGCUUGAUUAUACAUACAAACAUAUUUGAUUAUUUCGAUUUUAUUUGAUAUGUUUUUUUUCUAAGUUGAUUCAGUGCGAAUAAUUUUGAAGUGCAGUUUGCUCGCACAAGUGAAGUUUAAUCGCGGAAGAUGGAAGUAGGUAUCAAUUGCAUUUGCACUUUUUUUAUUUUACUGCCUCGUUUUAUUUAAAUUUUCAAUUGAAUUGUAUGGCAAUUAUCCAAAUCGUACAUGCCAUACGUACAUGCGAAUACAUAAAAUACUUUUGAUUUGUAAAUUUUGAGCAAUUUCCUCUAAACAAACAUGCACAUUUAUGAAGUAUCUAUAGAUCAUUAUUUGUUCCCUAUUUGUUAAUAAAACAAACAAAAAUUUUAAAAAGUUCAUAUUUUUUUAUAGAAAUUUAAAAAGUGCAAACGCAAUUGAUACAAACACUGCCAAAUACUAAGUGUCAGUUUUUGAAUUUUAGCAAGCAUGUAAAAUCGUUUGUUAGUAUCCUGCUAUAAAAUGAUUUCAACUUCCAUGUUUCUCAAUUGGUAUCGAAUAUUUGGCAGUGCAAAACAAAAACAAAACAAAAAAACAAAAAAAAAUAUCGCUCACAAUGCUCAAAAAUAAAAAUUAAACAAUAAACCAGAUCAAUGUUGGAUCAGCAAAAAAUUAUAACAAUACAAUCAAGGUGAAUUCAUAUAAGUUGUGGUGCUGACUACCCACGAGGCAACCGUUGCGGCAGCCACCAUAAAAUAUCAAAAUAUGUUGAUGUUCAAGCGACGGUUGCGGCAACACGAUUUCUAUGUCAGACUGGACUACACACGAAGCAACAUCACAUGGUUUCUUCAAUGAUUGAAAAGCGAAUGAAUUUCUGGCAAUAUUUCUCCUUACUAAAAUGCAACCUUGAGCCGCUUUGCUGGCUGUUUUUUAUUUCUUUAUUUUCAAUUUGAAGAUUAAUUUGUUAUUUACAACUAAACAAUUAAAUUCAAAAAAUAAUUUAAAGCAUUUCUUCUUUAUCUAUUCAAAAUUAUCCUUUAAUAUUUGUCACAAAUUCGCGAGAGUGCCACACGGCAACACUCGAUCAGUUUGACAGCACUUGUAGCAGAAAAAAAAUUGCUAGUGCAGCACGAGCUAGUUGAAAUAUAGGGUUCAUUCCACAACGUACAAAUACAAUGCAUGAGUCUAUUUUAGUCUCAGUGUAUUGUAAUGCCAAAUGUUCGCAACCACGGUUAAAUUCUAGUUUUCAACUAGGUUGCACAAGUUAGACUUUUUCUUUGAGUGCGGUUUAGAAAUAAAAGAGCCUGAUGCUUUCUAUUUUGACGUUUAGAAUACACCCAUAUUUUCGAAAUUGAUUUGCGCUGUUUCAGCUGCAGUCGUACCUUGUAUAUUUUCUUUCAGAACGUGAUUCCCGAAAAGUGGCAGAAGUUGUUCCUACUGUUCGCACGAGGAAAUUAAAUUUCUCUUUCUCAAUUUGAUAGCGAUUUGUAUGAAAAAGUUGGAAAUAUCGUCAUGUUUGACACGCUUUUUAUAAAGAAAAAAUAAAUAAAACGUAAACAAACAACUCAUUUUGACAAUCCUCGCACACAAAACAAUCAAAUCAGCUGUUCUAAUGGCACCACCUUAUAUGAAUUCGCGUUGAAUACGAUAGUGGAAGAGCGACUCG
Rhagoletis pomonella (apple maggot) is the source of this 6417-nucleotide messenger RNA. RefSeq lists its product as uncharacterized. Lineage: Eukaryota; Metazoa; Arthropoda; Insecta; Diptera; Tephritidae. The record is from RefSeq and is a predicted model, not a curated record. The transcript has 5 exons. The coding region runs from base 556 to 3387 and encodes 943 amino acids. Gene Ontology annotation, molecular function: manganese ion binding; RNA binding; 5'-(N(7)-methylguanosine 5'-triphospho)-[mRNA] hydrolase activity. Gene Ontology annotation, biological process: nuclear-transcribed mRNA catabolic process, nonsense-mediated decay; deadenylation-dependent decapping of nuclear-transcribed mRNA. Gene Ontology annotation, cellular component: cytoplasm; P-body.